This is a messenger RNA of Saccharomyces paradoxus, 1152 nucleotides long. Its product is annotated as putative nitronate monooxygenase. Bases 1 to 1152 code for a protein of 383 amino acids. The transcript has a single exon. The record is from RefSeq and is a predicted model, not a curated record. Gene Ontology annotation, molecular function: nitronate monooxygenase activity. Lineage: Eukaryota; Fungi; Ascomycota; Saccharomycetes; Saccharomycetales; Saccharomycetaceae.
AUGUGCAAAGCGUUCCAAAAAUGUUUAAACUUGAAGUACCCUAUUAUUCAGGCCCCUAUGGCGGGGGUGACAACCGUUGAAAUGGCCGCUAAAGCUUGCAUUGCAGGCGCCAUAGGUUCCCUUCCCUUGUCGCAUUUAGACUUCAGGAACGUUAAUGAUAUUGAAAAACUUAAGUCAAUUGUUUCGCAAUUUAGAGACCAUGUAGCAGAUAAAUCUUUGGAGAAUAAUCUCAACUUAAAUUUUUUUUGUCAUGAUAUCGUUGAGGAACCGACCGAUCUUCAAACAGCUAACUGGGCCAAGCUGUAUAGGAAGUCUAUGAACGUGCCGAUAGAUAUUAAUGAAAUUAGUUUCCACAACGGUAAUGUUUCUUUUAAAGCUUUUGAAAGAGAGAAUGCGCUACAAAAUUUUUUCCAGUAUCUAUCAGAUGACUUUAAACCUAAGAUCAUUAGCUUCCAUUUUGGCCAUCCGUCGAAAUCUACAACGGAAUAUUUACAAAAAAUUGGGAUUUUAAUUUUUGCAACUGCCACGUCAGUAAAAGAAGUUCGACUAUUAGCAAGUCUUGGUGUUAAUGGGAUAGUAUGUCAAGGUUAUGAAGCGGGGGGACAUAGAGGCAACUUCUUAAUAAAUGACCCUAAAGAUGACGAAGACUUAUCCACUGUACAGUUGGUAAAAAGAACAGUUGGCGAACUUGCUGAAAUGAAACAUAAAGGUCUAGUGCAUGACACCCCAUUUGUUAUUGCAGCAGGCGGUAUAAUGGAUUCUAAAGACAUAUCUUAUAUGUUAUCACAACAAGCAGAUGCAGUUCAAUUGGGGACUGCACUUCUUGGUUGCAGUGAGUCAAACGCAUCAAGAAUCUUUUCAAGCCUCUUUGCUCGAGAAUCAACAACUAAAAUGGUCAAUAUAGUCUCUGGAAAGUCCGCUAGGACGAUCUCGACUCCUUUUAUCGAAAAACUUCUGGCCAAUUUUCAAGGUGAAGAGCUCCCUCCAUAUGGCUACAUAUAUAAUGCUUUCAAGCAAAUUAGAAACAAGUAUCCAGAAUUGGCUAACUUUAUUUUAGCUGGACAAGGAUUCCAAAGUGUCCAAUCAGGAAUCACAACAGACAAAAAAAUUGCAACAAUGGGCGAAAGAUUAAAAAAAAUUGACAGAAAAUAA